AUGAGUCUACAACUAGUCACAGUGCCAACGAGAACGGAAGCUCGAUAUGUGAACGGAACAUUCAGUGUCACUUCAACGCUCAUUGACCACAUCUACUGUUUAUUUGAAAGAAAUGUUGCGUCAGUACAUGUACCACCACUUUCUCUGAAUGAUCACUAUCCUGUCUUCCUCGUACGUCGUUGUAACGCUUCCUUGAGAUCAAAACGAAAUGAAAAGAACGCUAUUCAAUAUCGAUCCUUAUCCAACUUGAACAAAACAGAUUUUCGUGAAGAUCUACGUCUGGCCCCAUGGUCUUCAAUUGAAGCAUUUGACGAUCCAACUAGCGCCCUUGCACUCUGGUACGAGAUCUUCCAGAGUGUUGUUGAACGACAUUCCCCUCUCCGAACGAAAAGAGUCAAAUCCUUACAGCUUCCUAAGUGGAUGACGCCUGAAAGUCUGUCUGACAUAAAGAAACGAGAUCAGCUAAAAGCAAAAGCUCGAAACGGAACAAUAUCAUGGGAAACGUUCAGACCUGCAUGUAGGAACAGAAUAUCAUUCAACAUUAACAAGCAAAAAAGAAUUACUUUGCACACGAAAUUUUACAGAACAAACAUGACUCGAGGAAACUAUGGAAACUGA
Paramuricea clavata is the source of this 618-nucleotide messenger RNA. NCBI's taxonomy places the organism in Eukaryota, Metazoa, Cnidaria, Anthozoa, Malacalcyonacea, Plexauridae. The record is from the annotation of a GenBank genome assembly.